This is a messenger RNA of Mycena indigotica, 3240 nucleotides long. Its product is annotated as Peptidase-S9 domain-containing protein. Gene Ontology annotation, biological process: proteolysis. Lineage: Eukaryota; Fungi; Basidiomycota; Agaricomycetes; Agaricales; Mycenaceae. Bases 1 to 3240 code for a protein of 1079 amino acids. Gene Ontology annotation, molecular function: acetyltransferase activity; serine-type endopeptidase activity. The transcript is spliced from 10 exons. The record is from RefSeq and is a predicted model, not a curated record.
AUGGACCCAUACAUCCAAGAUCCCUUUGUUCAGUCUACUCUAACCAGAGUUGAAGCACAAGCCUAUCUACAACGCAUCAAACUAUCUCCUACCCUUCUCGACACGCCGCUCUCUCUCGAAUUGUUAUCGCAGAUAUUGUUGGCCCAGCUGGAGGAGAUUCCAAAGGACACGGGCCCGCUUCACGUUCCAGAGGAGCAAUGGGCAGGGCCUCCAACACCGAUCCAACUCGGCACAUCAUUCAGUAACAUGCCGCUGGGGGUCGCUUCUCUUCAUCGCAUCGUCGAAGAGACCAAAGGCGCAUUUUGUUUCGCCGUCAACGCAAGUUUCGCUGCUCUACUCCGAGCCUUUGGUUUCACCAUCUCGGAAUUAGUUGCACGGUCAUUCAGAUCGUUGAACAACGAUCCGUUAACGCACCCCGACGGAUGGAAAUGGGGCACGUUCACGCAUCAGGUGCUCAUCGCUGGCUGGGCUGGGAGUGAUGACCGGUAUGUCGUAGAUGCUGCCUGGGGACCUUGGGGUUUGGCAAAACCGAUCAAGCUCACUACCAACCCCGACGGUGAAACAGUCCUUGGGCUCAAUGAAUUCGAGGCCUAUCGUCUCCUUCAUGAGGACCUCCCGUUGAAUGCUAAUGUUGCAAGGCCAAUUGAUAACAUUCCAGGAUAUACGCUCUAUAAGCGCAUCGCUCCAGUUGGCACCUCGAUCUCUCUUCCUGUAACAGACGAAUCUCCAGGCUACUGGUCCCCGCAAUUCCACUUUUACCUCAUCUCUGUCACCAAACCUGACUUUAUGCUCUACCAUCACUACUCCGCGACCCAUGUUAAUGCGUCAUUCACCGCAUUUUGGUUGGUUACCAAGCUUAUUCCAGGUGGGAAGGGUGCGAGGUUGCAGAUGAUGUAUGCCGACAAGGAGGGUGAAGGCCGAAGGGCCAAGGUUUAUAUCACCGGCGGACCAGAGGCUCAGGGUAGCUUGGCCGGCCGUGAUGUUCAAUGGGUGGAUAUGGAGACUGGUCCUAUGAAGGAGUUUUUGGUCAAACACUUCGGUUCGCUAAAGAUUCUGGAUCAGAUGACAAACCCAUCCAACAUGACCGCCAUCUAUAACAUCCUUAGCCAACUUCCAGUCCCUAAAGCUGGACAGUUUACUUUCUCUGAAACUGUCCAAGUCAUCAGCACUGUCCGAGACAAUGCCAAGAACACGCGAAAAUCACUUGCGAGCUCAAUAUCGCUUCGCGAGUCUGUAGAGCGUGUUAAUGCCUCAGGCGAAGAUAUGGGGGACAUUGUUGCGUCCACUUACGCUACCAAAGACUCUGUUUCAUACCCUCGACGCGCCAUCUUACGGGAAACUACAAGCAAUAAGCGAUUUCUUGAGAUCUGGCUUGGAAAUACUCUCGAAGCAUCCAGAGACAUCACAGAGGAUCAUGGGGCUGUUUACACCGAAGAAUUUUUCUCGUCAUUCGCCUUCUCGCAAACGUCGCAUGCCUUCAUGUAUGUCGCUGAACAUACCGUUGACGAUCCAACGGACGCUUUUGCGAAAUACCGCUUCAAACCAACACUGGGCGAGACAUACGACGGCAAAACGUCACCCGCUAUUUUCAUCUUCCGCUGGGAUCCCCUCGACAUCGAAUUGCCUUCCUCCUUGAGUCGGAUCGCACCCUCCCUACCAGAUAAUCGUGCCAUUUUACUUGGACAACCAGUUUUCUCGCCCACAGAAGCCAACAUCAUCUAUGCAACAGGCUACGAGUACACCUCCGAUGGCAGGCUUUUGGGCUUGAAAUGGUGCUACAAUCGUCCGUCUGGAAUUUGGCGGCUGACCGUUCCGGAAUCUGACUCGGGGGAGGUCGUCAGCUGUGUUUGCGAGAAGCUCACGAGACCUGAGCUCUCAUGCCGCUCCCCGCGUAUUUACCAUGAGAUACACACAAACGAGGCGACACUUUUGUGGUUGUCGCAUGCCUCUGGAGGGCCACACGCAGGCACAUUCUCGCUACAAGCGGCUAACAUUGAAGGCGGCACGUGGAAUAUACGGACGGUAGUUGACACCGUCCAGGAACCGGCCACAGAUGGCUUUCCUGGGUUAUACCCCGACUCUGGAAACCUCCCCUCUUCUCCAUUCCUCGUUCUGGACAACGAAGCUUUCCUCGUCGUCAGCACUACUUGGAACUCUCAAGGCAUGAUAUUGCUCGUUUCGCUGCACGAUGGGAGUGUCCGAAACAUCACUCAAACCAAACAAACACUAUAUUCCUGGUCGGUCCUUGCAACGGAUGGUCAUACUCGACUGUUGUGCUCCAGAAGCGCACUCACUGUACCCUAUGAAAUAGUUUUAGGCGAAGUCGACAAAACGGGUUAUGCUGCAUGGAAGGUUCUGGCUUCACCGUACACCUCUACUACUGUAACAGCCACUUUGUCGACCAUUUCUUCAUCCAUCAUCGCGAUCCCAGGUAGAGGCGCCACCCAAACGAUAAUCGUCCGCUCGCCCGAUGCUCCUGCCACAAAUCCAUGCGUUCAGUUUAUUCAUGGUGGCCCACAUGCAGCAUGGACGACGGUAUUCUCGCCUGAAAUCGUGGACUGUGUGUUGCGUGGAUACACUGUAUCCCUCCCCAACUAUCGUGGUUCUCUUGGUUAUGGCGAGAAGUCUGUCAGGUCGCUGGUAGGUAAUUGCGGGUCGCUUGAUGUUCAAGACUGCAUCGAAACUGCCCGACACCUGGUCAAGAUGGGGCUGUCAUCUGAGGGGCCCGGGAAGCAGUUUGUCUCUGGGGGAAGUCAUGGCGGCUUCCUUACAGCGCAUCUUAUCGGCCAAUAUCCCGAGUUCUUUACUGCAGCAACGCUUCGCAAUCCAGUGAUAUUUGCGGAUGCAUUAUCAUCGGAUAUUCCGGACUGGUAUUCUAAUGAAUGGGCCAUCGAAUACCCCAUGCUCUCUUCCGCGCUGGGAUUGCCUGGCAAAGAGGCGAGGCCAGCAGACCUGCCACGGCGCAACCCCGAAGACCUUGUGCGGCUUUUCAAAACAGCGCCAAUCGCACAUGUCGACAAUGUCAAAGCCCAUGUUCUGCUCCACAUCGGGGGCUCUGACGUGCGGGUGACGCCAACUCAGGGCAUUGAGUACUACCAUGCUCUUCGCGGCAAACCUAGGGAGGGUCGUCACGUGGAGAUGAUGGUAUUCCCCGAUGAGGGCCAUUCGCUGGAUGGAGUGAGGACGAGCAAGGUGGUUUGGGAGUCGACGAUGCAGUGGUUGGAUCAAUACCGGGAAUAA